GGCUGUCAUAGCAAUUAGGCCUAAUACGCUCGCACGGACACUCCUUUUUACGAGGGGUCGCGAACGCCGCGCCGCUAUUUACAUUUCAGCCGUCGGCGCUGCCUUUUUGCUACAAUAUAAACGUAAAGUUAAUAUUUGAGUGCGCCUUCUUUUGCCAGCGGGCUCUGAAACCCCAGUUACUGUCGACAGUGACUCUUUGAGAGCAGGCUGGGCUCAGUUUGACGAAGCUCAAAAAAGUACGCGGGGAAGUUCCCUAGGAAAUCCCCCUAGAGUCUUCGGGGAUAUUACUCUCGACACCGAUGGGCCAAAUCUCUGACACAAUUCACACAGUCGGUCCGUUCCUGAAGACGCAGGCUCUCGGCGCAGCGGCGGUCGAUGCUGGAUUAUUAUUAAGACCCCUUUUGUCGUCGUAUCCACCGAGCGCGCAAUGGACAGCGUGAGCGUGAACGCGGAGAACGACGCGCCGAAGGACAGGACGCGCAGCUACAGCACGCUGAACACGCUGUACCACGAGACUCGGGUGGAAGUCGAGCUGCUCAACAAAGAGAUCUCAUUAAAGGACAAUAUUAUCACAGACUUAAAAGCGAGGCUGGGCAAGCACGAGCGGCUCUGUGUGAACGUGGGGGACAACGAGCCCGUGGUGGUCGGGCCGUCCAAGUCCCUGCUGGAGAGCCUGUGCAAAGAAAUCUGUAAGCUGAAGCAGAAGAGAAAGGACAUGGAGUUCAAGGCAGCGAGGCAGGAAGAGGAGGUCCAGAGGCUGAGCGUGCAGCUCCGGCAGAAGGACCUGGAGCUGGAGAGCCUGCGGUGUCAGCCGGAGCACGAGAAGGACCGGGAGGUCCAGCGGCUGCGCCUGGCGCUGGAGGAGAGGGAGCGGCGCGACGCCACCCGGGCCGUGCUGUGCGGCUCCCUGGCCGAGGAGGCGGACGGCCUGCGCAGCCAGCUGGGCGCCACGGCGCGGCUGUGCCACAAGCUGCUGGCGCGGCUGGAGACGGACGCGAGGGGGGCGGCGCCGGAGGAGGCGGCGCCGCAGCAGACGCCUCAGGCGGAGGAGUCCCCGGACCCGAGCGGCGUCCGCGGCCACGUCCGUCAGCUGCAGGCGGAGAACAAGCAGCUCAAGGAGCGCGUGGCGUAUGUGAGUGGGCUCCUCCGUCCGUCGCCGCGCUCCCCGUGCCCCCGAACGCAGCCUCUGACUGCGCCGCGUCUCCGCUUCCAGGUGCAGGGCCUGAACUCCCAGUGGCAGAAGUACGACUCCAGCCGCGAGGACUACAUCCGCGGCCUGUGCCACCGGCUGAAGGAGACGAGCGGCCUGGGCUCGGUCGGCGCCGGCCUGCUCCACCAGGAGAUCUCCAGGCUCAACGGCCUGCUGGAGGACAAGGUGGGGGAGUGCUCCAGGCUGGGCCGGGAGGCGGAGGAGGCCCGGAGGCGGCAGCAGGAGCGCAUCCAGACGCUGGAGCAGCAGGUGCUCAUCUACGCCGAGGACUUCAAGUCGGAGCGCGCCGACAGGGAGCGGGCGCAGGGUCACAUCGACGACCUCAAGGAGCAGGUGCAUCAGCUGAAGCAGCAGCUGCUCAAGCAGCAGGGGGCGGGUCGAGAGGCCAGGGAUUUGGUGCCCGUGUGCCGCGUACACAUAGGACACAGGAUCUCCCCCAAGCGGCACAAGGAGCCGCCGGAGCACAUGCUGAGGACUAACGCCGAGGCGCCGCAGCCGCCGGCGCCGGCGCCGGCGCCGCGGUCGCCUGGCACAGUGGUGGCGACGCCGAGCUUGGUCUGGGAGUGCCCCGUGUCGGAGCUGCAGUGUCCGUGGUGCCACGCCAAGUUCAGCGAGAGUGACGCUGUGGAGUACAUGAACCACUGCGAGGAGUGUGCCAAACUCUAAAGGUCCGCCGGCGACAGGCCGAGCGAACGCUCACGAGCAGCACUACAGGGCGGGAGAGGCCUCGCGCGGAGGCAGCGCUUUGGAAGCAGCCGAACGGCGGCGUUUUGCAGACGGCGAAGCAAAACCGUACCACCAGCAGUUCCCCUGUCGCAAGAGAUGUGACCUAAUGAAGCCCUUCUACUUCCGCAUAUUCAAAAAAAACAAACAAAAAACAAAGACGUUCAUUCUCUUCCUGUGACGGAGCGGGAGGUUGCUACGGUAGCGCGGUGGACGUCAAUGCAAUUAACCGAAUACAAUAUACCUCAAAGUGGCAGAUUACAAACGCGUUGCACUUUCAUUCAGCCAAAAACUGAUCAUUGUGAUUAACAGUCAUGAUGCAUAAGCUUCAGAUUUCUAGUUGAAAAUGUGGUGCUAUGAAAUGUUGUAAUUCAACGUCAUGUAUUUCUUUUCUAUAAAUUAUAUAUUCCUAAAAGAUUUUAGGUGUAGAAUUAUUCUAUUAGUAUUUAUUCUCUUUACCAACAGUAAAGCUUUAGUGCAAUGUUUAGCCCUUUGUCACAUUUUGUCAUAAGAAGCCUUUCUUUCCCAUUGCUAAGCUUUGGGGUCUCAUUUUUGUGUGUGCCAGUGGGACGGCUGCAUCCUGCGAUUGGGGGGAUCCGGUUUUGGGGAACACAAUAUUUUUGUAAUAAAAGAAUUGCCAACACUUUA
Messenger RNA from Betta splendens (Siamese fighting fish), 2581 nucleotides. RefSeq names its product TNFAIP3 interacting protein 2 (gene tnip2). Bases 428 to 1876 code for a protein of 482 amino acids. Gene Ontology annotation, biological process: regulation of transcription by RNA polymerase II; cellular response to lipopolysaccharide. The transcript is spliced from 4 exons. The record is from RefSeq and is a predicted model, not a curated record. Lineage: Eukaryota; Metazoa; Chordata; Actinopteri; Anabantiformes; Osphronemidae.